Molecule: messenger RNA, 2013 nt
Organism: Fundulus heteroclitus (mummichog)
Lineage: Eukaryota; Metazoa; Chordata; Actinopteri; Cyprinodontiformes; Fundulidae
Gene: cers5
Product: ceramide synthase 5
Exons: 11
Coding region: 166-1407 (413 amino acids)
Biological process (GO): ceramide biosynthetic process
Cellular component (GO): membrane
Molecular function (GO): sphingosine N-acyltransferase activity; DNA binding
Source: RefSeq, a predicted model, not a curated record
GCUGUUGCUGCGGCGGGCUUGACGCCGGCGGUAAAGUUGAGGAGGGCGGCGAGUCAAACGAGUGGCAGGCACUGGGAGGGAAGCGGAGGCGUCCGAACACGUUAAACCCACCGCGUCUUUCCGUUGAUACACCACUUUCCUCCGGGGACGGGGAGGCGGCGAAACAUGGCCGCUCUGUCAGCCUGGUUCUGGAACGAGAGGUUCUGGCUGCCGCACAACGUAACCUGGGCGGAUCUGGCGAACCCCCCUCCCGGGAAGGAGUAUCCCAAGCCUGGACACUUGUUGGCCGCCUUGCCGCUGGCUCUGGGGAUUUUCGUCGUCAGGAUCCUCUUCGAGAGAUUUAUUGCCAGCGCCUGCGCCCGACGUCUCCACAUCCAGCCGGGCGGCGGACGGAGAGCCCAGCCCAACGUGCUGCUGGAGAAAGUCUUCACCUCCAUCACAAAGAAUCCAGACUCUCGCCAUCUGGAUGGCCUGUCCAAGCAGCUGGACUGGGAGGUGCGAAAGGUCCAGCGCUGGUUCCGGCACCGCAGGAAUCAAGACAAACCCAGCACACACACCAAGUUCUGCGAGAGCAUGUGGAGAUUUUCAUUUUAUUUGGGCAUAUUUAUUUAUGGGUUGCAGUUUCUGUGGCAGUCUCCGUGGAUGUGGGAUACGCGGCAUUGUUGGUACGGUUACCCCUAUCAGAUUAUGACUCCAGGGCUUUAUCACUACUAUGUGACUGAGCUGGCCUUCUACUGGUCACUUAUGUUUUCCCAGUUCAGGGACAUAAAAAGGAAGGACUUCCUCAUCAUGUUCAUCCAUCACCUGGCAACUGUGAGCCUCAUUAGCUUUUCCUACGCCAACAACAUGGCCCGUGUGGGGAGCCUCGUGCUGUGUGUCCACGACGCCUCCGAUUUCCUGCUCGAGGCAGCCAAGAUGGCAAACUACGCCAAAUGCCAGCGGCUGUGUGACUUCCUCUUCAUUUUGUUCAGUGGGGUUUUCUAUGUCACACGGCUUUUUAUAUUUCCAGUAUGGAUCCUGAACUCUACUAUGUUUGAGAGCUGGGCCAUCGUGGGACCCUAUCCUUCCUGGUGGCUCUUCAACGUCCUGCUGCUUCUCCUCCAAGUGCUGCACAUCUUCUGGUCUUACCUCAUAUCCCGCAUAGCUUACAAAGCCAUAAUGCGAGGAAAGACGCGGUUUAUUUCCUCUCCCUCCUUUCUUGCUCCUCUGCGUCUGCUCUGUCUGCUUGACAACUUUGCCGUCCCUCUGUGUGCCGCUGUGUGCAACGACGUCCGCAGCGACGUCGAGAGCAGCUCAGAAGAAGAGCGCAACGCCACGGAAGGCCUCAGGGCCUCCAAGGGAGAGAACGGCACCAACGGCCACUGCGCCCCAGCCAGAGCCCGAACGCAGAACCACUGCAGCUGGUGACGAGGAGCCGGGAGCGCCGCCUGCAGUUCCCUCCUUCACAGCCUCUCCAAGAGCUUUGUCUGCCUGACCUGCGAGGCUCCCUCCCUCAUCCAGCUAGAUUAACACUGACAGCACUGAUUCACGUCUGAGCCGGUGACUGCAUCAGCCGCGGGACUCCACAGACGACGUGGAAGUCGAAUCAAACGUGAUUUGCAUAGCCUUAUUUUUUGCAGGCGUUGGGAUUGAGUGUGACUGCAGAGAUUGGUCGGUUUUAAACGUUCUCUCCCAGUUUUAUUGGUCAGAUGAACUUAGUUUUGGUUUUUUUUGUCUUGAAGGUUUUAUUCACAGCCGUUGGCACAAAGCUGACACGCCUCAUCGGACGAGAGGAAAACAUGUUUAAAGCAGAAGUUUGCGGUUCUGCAUGAAGCUGUGGAUCAAUCCUUCAACCACAACGUUUGGCUAUUUUGUGACUCGUUUUACUGUUUUUACUACUUCUUCCAAGACCGAACGUGUAUGGAGUCGUCACUGCCGUUAGAAAACCAGGUUUGAGGACCAUGAAAAAGAACCGUUUGUUCUCACUCUAGUGCUUUGUACAAAGUAUUUUAAAAUAUAUACUCUGUUGUUUGA